ACGAUUCCAAUAACUUAAGAUUGGCUUUCGUGUUCUUAAAUGCAACCUCAACCAAUGUCGUGGGCAGCCGUCGUUGGCAAAGCGACGCCGUCAACUCCCCAACAGACAGCCUCAAUAACUCAAAUACCCUCAAAUGCUAGAAUCACGUCAGCAGAAAUCUCUCCUAAGUCAAACUCAAAAACGAGUCUUCAGGCCCCAGCGAUCGAGGCAGUCCCAAAAGGCCCAGCAAAUGGUACGCGGCCACUGGUCGCCUUCGUCUCGGGUCACAUCGACAUCACACCCGUCCAAUUCCGCGCACAAUACGCAUCAGCCAUCGACACAGCUAUUGCACGCGGCGAUAUAUUCGUUCUGUCUAACGCUGGUGGUGUUGACACGAUGGGCCUAGCCUACCUCCGCGACCACGGGGUGUCUCCAGACCGAAUCACAAUAUACAUGCACACGCCGCGGUCAAACCGGAAAUUGCACGCCACGCAAAUUCGAAUCAAUGCUAUGAGACUAGGAAAAGAUGUUGAGGAGAAAUAUGAGAAGGAGGGGUAUGGAAUCAGAGCGGUUCAGGGGUAUCACAAUGAGAGGGACGCUGCGAUGACAGAAGAGAGCGAUUACGACAUCUUGUGGGUGAGGGAUGAGGCGGAUACUGCGAAACUGUAUGGGGCGAAGUAUAGGCCGGGCAGAGUGAGUGGGACGCAGAAGAAUAAGAACAGGAGGGUGGUGAAGGAGAAGAGAGCAGAAUGAGUAGAUUUGAGGUAGAACGACUACAUUGUUGGAACGCA
Molecule: messenger RNA, 770 nt
Organism: Mytilinidion resinicola
Lineage: Eukaryota; Fungi; Ascomycota; Dothideomycetes; Mytilinidiales; Mytilinidiaceae
Exons: 1
Coding region: 55-732 (225 amino acids)
Source: RefSeq, a predicted model, not a curated record